Messenger RNA from Hypoxylon trugodes, 1090 nucleotides. RefSeq lists its product as uncharacterized. The record is from RefSeq and is a predicted model, not a curated record. NCBI's taxonomy places the organism in Eukaryota, Fungi, Ascomycota, Sordariomycetes, Xylariales, Hypoxylaceae. The coding region runs from base 195 to 758 and encodes 187 amino acids. The transcript has a single exon.
ACCUGCGUAUAUCGCUUGACAGUUUCUAUUAAAACCUUCCGUUAUACCUAGAUAUAUAAACAAGUUAUGAGUGAAUGUCAAUAUUGACGCACCCUACGAAAAGAUCAACACCUACCAAAUACUUAAGAGUCUCAACGAACCCCCACGAAAAGCAAAUAGCAAGUAUUCCAAUUAAUUGAACAAAAUCACUAUUUAUGGUCAUCAAUUCCAUUCAAUUCUUAAAGAUGACAAUUCGAGAUCUAUUUUCGCGUUCAAGUAGCUCGAAAAGAUCUAAAAGCCAGGGAAGCAACUCCGAUAAAGAUGACGACACCGAAAACCUCCCGACUCCGUCGCAACAAACCGAAAACCCAACACAAAAAUCAUCACAACAUUUAGAAGUUAGCACACAAGGACCUGUAAAAGGACUCCGAAAAGCAUCAUCAGUAUCAGCAAGUCGCUUAUCCGCCCGAAAACACCCAAGUAAAUCUGCAGAAUACGAACCGUCGGAUUACUUAUAUUUUGGCGAGGGUGUAUCAGCAGCAGACGUAUCCAAGUCGCUAUCAAAUCGAAAUCGAAGCAAAUCCACGAGCAAUAUAUCGGGACACCCGUCAACCACGAGUACUAGCAAUACUGCCAAUCCAAAUGGUAGAGAUAACAGUGGAUUUCUUAAUACGGGGAUGAAUACGCAUACAGCACAAAUGGGAUACUCGAAUUUGACGUAUGGUGGUUCGUUACAAUUUGAUUAUUCUGGGACCCAGGUCGGUGGACCAGGAAUUUAAUGGGCAAGUAUUUGCGCGGAUGUAUGCUUCCGUUGACAGCUGUGUUUGAAUUCUUUUCGACUCGUUUGUAUUAUUAUUCCAGUUGGGACAUACCUAGGUAGACGAGCAAGGUCUACCACCAAACUUGGCGACGUCGUUUUUGAGUACAUGGAGUUAAGAUAUCCAAGAAAAGGCAUGUAUAUUAUUAGAAGGCAAAUCAGAGCAUUAUUAAACAUAGAAAAGGAUCUUCAGUAAAAUAAAGUGAUGGUAUGCAGAUCAAGGUACCGGUAGAAAUACGGAUAACUCAUAUUCAUCUAAGAGCGGUAUACAAUUAGACGUCAAGCCGAGGCAUC